AAGAAAAAUAACUUUGUGUGGUGAAAUUUAAAAGAAAAACAUAUCAAAAUUAUUAAAAAUUAUGUGUUUAAAAAAAAAAUUACUAAUAAAUCAUUCAAACAACAAUAACAAAAAUUUAAUUAUAAACACCCACCCAGAGAUUCUUUAAGAACAUAACAACUACAACAACAACAACAUUUUUAAAUACCAAGCAAAAAAAAGAAAUGUCAACCCGUUAUUUGCUGUUAAUAACUUGACCAUUUUGACAGUUGAUUUAUUUGACGCGUGUGUUUGUUGUAUAUGCUUCAAGGGAGAAUAAAUGUAAACGUCACAUCUUAAACAGAAUAGAACAGAAAAAAAAACAAAAUUGAAAUAAAAUUAAAUCAACAGAAUGAAUGAGUGAAUAUGAGUGUUUUUGAUUGAAAGCUUAAAAUGUUCUUCAACAACAAAACAAAUAACAAACACAAUGAUGGAACGAACACUCAUACACACACAGAGAAACUAAAUGACAUUGACACAAACAUCUAAGCAAACAAAAGAAAAAAUAAAGAAAACAUUAAAGUGACAUUAUACUUGUCAAAAAGAAAAACUAUUUAAAUAACAAAUAGUAAUUUGUUAAAACAAACAUUUAAGCAGAAUAUUUAAAUUUCACCUAAAAACCCCCCACAACCCACCCCAACACAAACACACACACUCGCAUACAACCCACUUGCAAACCAACCUCCUGUUGAAUUAACAAGUGUUUUUUUCUUUCUGUUGUUGUUGUUGUGUGUGUUGUUCUUGCGUUACUAAAUGCUUGUUGAUUUGUGUUGUACAUUGUGCGUUCGGAGAGGUGGUAUUCCGCGUGUGCGUUAUUUCCAUGUGUUCCUGCGUUUGUAGUAUAUGUCUUCUGGUGCGUUGUAGACCCUUAUUGUGUGUGUGCGUUUUGAAUAGAAUUUCGUUACAUUUUUUUUUUUUUUUUUUUGCAUAAAUAUUGUGUGUGUUUGUUUUAACGUUUUCAAAGCAACAAGAACAUAAUAAGAAUCACAUUAUGAUGCUGCACGAGGCUGUUAUGUUGGAAAUCUAUCGACAGGCUUUAAAUGCAAGUGAACUUGCCAGCCCACGUUGUCAGUCACGCGAAUCUACCGCCUCAACUUCGGCCAACAAUGAUGUUCGUUGUCCAUCAAAUGAAUCACAUUAUUCCGGGCAUGAAGGUCAUACACCGGGACAGACACCUACACCAACAUCACCACCAGUUGGUUUACCGUUACCCGCGACAUUGGCACCCGCAGCAGCAGCCGCUCUCUUACCACCACAAUCAGCAGCAAUGGCUGCAUAUUUUAAUGCAGCUGCUGCUGCAGCUCAACAAAAUCACUUACUAUUAACAAAUCCUUUAGCAGCAGCUGCAUCGUUGGUACAACAGGCAACACAACAAGUUGCACAUUCACCGAAUUCGCAACAAACCUUGACACCAACACCACCUAAUGCCAGUGAUAGUGUCGAUACAUCAGCAUUGGAUUUUAGCACAAAACGUAGCCGACGGAAUUCUGAUGAUGAUGCCAAUGGUAGUGAAGAUGAUGAGGAAGCAGCUGAAGGUGAACGAAUUGAUAAUGAGGCUGAUAAUGGAAAUGAUAAUGAAGCAGAAGACUUGAAUAGUCCAUUAGAUUUAUCUGUAAAUCAUGGACGUAAACGUCAAUCAGACGAAGAGGAACCCGUUUUAAUGAGCAAUCGAAAAUUGGCAAGAUCAAAUGAUUAUAAAUCAUUGCCGGCUUCAAGUACAUGGGUACCUCCAAUAAAUCCAUAUUUGGCAGCUGUUGCAGCAGCUAACAUGUCACCAAAGACUCCACUCUCACUGGAUUGGAAUGCCAAAACGAAAAUUGCACCAAAUGAAGCUACCAAAGCUUUAGAGAAAAUGACUGAAAUGACAAGACUUGGAGGAUCAGCAAAAACUGAUCAUACAGAGAACUCAACUAGACAUUCAACCAGUACUACCAGCACUUCCUCAACGACAACCACUACGUCAAAUGGUCGUCACAGUGCUUGGCAAUCACAUUGGUUGAAUAAGGGUGCUGAUGCUGUAAAAGAUGUUUUCAAAUGUGUUUGGUGCAAGCAAAGUUUUGCCACUUUAGCUUCGCUAACCACGCACAUGAAGGAAACCCAACACUGUGGUGUUAAUGUUCCACCUAGUGUUGGCUCAACUAGCACGGCAGCAAAUAGUGGCGGCAAUCAAACGACACAAUCUUCCCAUCAUUCUCGUCAUUCAACCACGCAAAGUAGUGGCACAGCAUCAGCUCAAGCAGCAGCAUUAGCUGCCAAUAGUUCAGCAACAUCUGGUGGCAGCAAAUCUGAUCUAAACAUGCUAAUCAAAGAAACGAUGCCACUGCCACGCAAACUAGUGCGUGGACAAGAUGUGUGGUUGGGCAAAGGUGCCGAACAAACGCGCCAAAUAUUGAAAUGUAUGUGGUGUGGACAAAGUUUCCGUUCUCUGGCCGAAAUGACAAGUCACAUGCAAGAGACUCAACAUUAUACAAAUAUAAUAUCGCAAGAACAAAUCAUUUCUUGGAAGUCAACCGAUGAGAAAACGUCACGAGAUAACAGCACUAGCAGUAAUAGAGGAUCUUCUACAAAUGCUGCCACCAACAAUAAUGCCACGAUUACAGUUAAUAACAGUGCUCUGUCCCCUAAUGCUAAUGCGACAAAUUCCACGGUUAGUGCAGUGCUGACAUGCAAAGUGUGUGAUCAAGCAUUUUCUACUCUAAAAGAGUUGAGCAAUCACAUGGUGAAGAACAAUCAUUACAAGGAACACAUGAUACGUACCGCUGCAGCAGCUGAAAAUGUGCCAACAAUGAUUAGAGGCAGAGGCAGACAGGCAAGGGAGAAACGCAAAAAAUCUCUGCCAGUGCGUAAACUGUUAGAAAUGGAAAGAGCUCAACAUGAUUUCAAAGCAGCUGGCCUAGAUCAAGCUCUCAAGCCGUUAAGAGAUUUUGCUGUUUCAACGAAACUAGCCUGUGAAACUUGUGGUGAUAAGGUAGAAACCGCCAUGUUUGUAGAUCACAUACGCCAGUGUAUUGAUCGAAGUCUAGUUAUGUCACCCAGAUCUCAAAAUAAUAACAAUAAUACAAUGAAAUCUCCCUUUGGACCCUCAACUCCACAAGAACGUUUAAGCAGUCCCCAGACUCCACACAGUCGUAGCGACGGACGCAAAACUUCAGAUGGUAAUAGUUCCCCUCUGUCGGCUACUAAUACUAGAGCUGAUAUUUUGUGCCCAUUGCCUCCUACGGAAUCGGAAAAGUCUAGCGGCGGCACUUCCGUACUAAGUGCUUUGGAGCAAUUAAUCGAAAAAAGUUUCGACUCAAGACCUCGUCAAUCCUCCGCUUAUGGAGAGGCUUCAUCCGGAGGUACUCCUCUAGGUUCUAGUAUACUUAAACGCUUGGGUAUCGAUGACAAUGUUGAUUACACAAAACCUUUAAUGGAUCCUCAAACUAUGCAAUUUUUACGUUCCUAUUCGAAUUAUCCCUCUAAUCGUGAUCGCAGUGCCAGUGAAUCGAGUUCAGUGUCUGAACGUUGUAGCAGUCGAUUAGAAUCAUUUACCCCAGAGCGCUCCUUUGAUCUAUCCAGACAACCCACACCGCGUCUAACACCCGAUAAAAGUUAUCAAACUCCUAAAGAAACUAGGGAUGUUAUGUACGCCACUAAAAUCAAAUCCGAGCCAAUUGAUAAUAGCGAUCAGUUAAAUGAUGCCGACAAUAUACCCAUCAAUGAAAUACCAAAGAAAAUUUCAGUUAAAAAAGAAUUCAAUAUACCCGAUGAUCAGGAGGAUUUGGAUUGUCACAAAAGUAAGGAAACCGACAUAAGGCAUAGCUCACUAACACCCAGCUCUCGAGCCAUUAGUCCCAGCAUCAGUGAACGUUCAGCAACACCCAAAUCAACCUGUUCGAGUAGUGAAAAGAAACCCAAUAUAGGCUUAACAGAAAGUAAUAGCCUUAAUGCUUUAUCCUCCAUGUUUAACAAUCUUAAUAACAUGAAUACAACGGCGAUUAAUAGUGCAACAAUGGAAAAUAAUAACAAUAAUCCAGCUACUAACACAGUGGCUAAGAAAACAAAUGCCAAUCCUUUGGCUGCUUUACAAAAACUUUGCGAAACUACUGAUACGCCUGCAGCCAAUACACGCAGUUCAUCCAAUAGCAGUCAUCACAACAACAAUUUACCAACACAUUCAAGUUCUUCUAGUGCUGGUACCUCGAAUGCUGGUGGUACUAGUGUUAGCAGUGGCAGUAGUGCCAGCAUGUUGGCCUUUAGCUGGGCUUGCAAUGAUGCUGUUGUUACAGCAGAUUCCAUUAUUAAAUGUUCCUUCUGUGAUACACCAUUCAGCUCUAAGGGUGCCUAUCGUCAUCAUCUCUCCAAGGUGCACUUUGUCAAAGAUGACCAACAUCAUGAUGUGAAUAGCAUGAAAUCACCAGCUGCUAUGUCAGCCAUUUCACCCAAAUCGAUGACUUCUCCCAGAAGUAUGACUUCAGCUAAGAGUCCAGCAGCUCAACAGCAACAGCAGCAACAACAACGUUUGGAAACAUCACCACCGUCCAGUGUUGCCACAACACCCACCAUCAAUCCCUAUGAUGAAAGUCCUCAAUCGAAAUUCCUUAAAUAUACCGAGUUGGCCAAACAGUUGUCAAGUAAAAAUGCUUAAGCGGUGACGUAGAAUGGAUUGUCCCUGUAGUAGAGGUAUGAAAUUGUGUAUAAGUAGUGUGAUUUUGCAAUUUACUUAGUAUUUUAAAGAGAAAUAUGUGAGAAUUCUUUAAAGAUCUUAAGUUUGUCGAAAAUUGCUUUAAGGAAAGUUUAGGAAAUUUUGGAUUCCGAAGAGUAUAUCAGAAACUAAAGGUUUGUGUAACCAAACUCUGAAAGAAUUUGGAAAUUGUUUAAUCUAAAUCUUGUCUAAACCACUUGAAUCUUGAGAAUCAUAGGCAAUAUCAUAACCGGUUGAAUGUUAUGGGAUUACCAACAUGUAUCUUUGGUUUUGCCUCAUGGAACUAACUAAAUAUCAGAGAUCAGGCUCUUGGUGAACUGUCAUCUGAUCAUAUGAUCGAUCGUAUGAUCUUCUUUUCACAAAAUCCUCAUAUUUUGAAUAUUUCAUAUAUUUUUUUAAGUACAUACCUUGAACUUUAAACUGAAAUAAAUCUGCAUUGAAAGCUAAGUCUUCACAACAUACUAAUGCCAUCAGUGACCUUAAUCAAACAAAAUCUAAUGAUUUAUUUUAAUCUUGAUAAAUUGCCAAGAUAUUUACUAAAAAAAUAACUAACGUUAACAUAUUGAUUUGUUCUUUGGCCACAAAAAGAUCUGUGCGCUAAUAAUUCAUCUCUCAUCUAAUCUAAAAACAAUAAAUUUGCGGUAAAAAACACAUUUUAACACUCCCACAUGAAUGAAAAACUUUUGAUCGGAAAAAGAAAAAACGCGUAAAUUUAAACUACAAUACAAAAUAAAAACCAUAAAGAACAAAUUAUAGAAAAAACAACAACAAUAACAGCAACAAAAUAUGAUUAUAAACGUACCACAAUUAAUUGCCACACUUAAACUACUUGCUCACCUUUAAGCAGAUGAAGCAAACCAAGAAAAAAAUAUCACUUUUUAUCUUGCUGCGAGUAUGUAGUUGUUAUGCACAAUAUGUCUGUUUAUGUGUAUGUGUGUUAAGUUGUUAUUAAAAGAAAAAUAUGUAAACAAACAACAAACAAAACAGGUACUCACUCCAGCAAGCUCCUCCUCACUAAAUUUUUGCACACACACACAUACCUAUACUCCAAAACUUUUAAUGGCUAAAUGUGAAAAAAAACAUUUUUAUGUUUGUCUGUUUGUUUAAGUAUAUGGCCACUUUAAUAUUGACGUUCUGUUGUUGCCCUGGUCUGGUUGUACUUUGACUGCCACCAGCCACCAAACUAUUGAAAUAAGCAAACAGCCAAGCAACCAUUCGGCCAGAACAACAAUUGUAUAGAGUUUUAAGCAAUUCAACCGAUUUAGUCUGAUACAAACGUAUCAGAGACAACGAACACAAAUUAAUUGAAAUUCAUUUUCAAUUUUCAACACAAUGUUGUGUGUGGAGCUAUUACGCUCUGACGACGACAACGACGGUAGCGGCGUGUUAGUAGCAUGCAUUGCAAAUCAGCUAAGGUAUGGCAUAAUUACCAUGGUUGCCAGUGGAAUGAUGUAAAGAAAUGAUUCGGGGGGAGUUUUUCAGUGAAACUUUGCGAAGUUAUAAAAGUUAUUGUGAAGUGCAUUUAGACUUUGAUUGUGCAAAGUCAAAGGGUUCUGAAUAAGAACGAAUCUUCUAAAGUGUCAUACACUUUCUAUUAAAUUGUGUAUAGAUAAGGCUGUAAAAGCCUCGUGAGUAUCGAAGUUAUAUAAACGAGCAUUUUUUGAAUCCAGAAUUUCUUUGGUGACAUUUUGUGAUCGGUUUAUUCCGCUAUACAUCGCUGAGUUCAAUUGCAAGUAAUUGUCAAUGAUGCUUUAAUCGAUAUUCCACAAUGAUGUUUUAAUCGAAAUUCCAGAACAUUUAUUGUUUUCAGAAUGAUUUUUCCUUCGAUAGCUAUAUAAUAUGAGUGACGUUUAUCUCUUUGUCCUAUAGGAAUCAAAAACGUUUAGUUCACGGUUAGUUAUCAUAGAAGCGAAGCUCUCUUUGGAAGAUAGAUGUUUGGGUCAACGAUUUUGUCAUAAUGACAUAGACUUAAAAAUUUCAAACAAUUCUACCAGACAAAUUUUUUGUUUUCUACUCCAUCUUAAGAUUCUUAAAUCCAUUAUGCUUUCUCUAAGUGAAGCAUAGCUUCAGAACCAAAAACUCUUAAUUCGGAAUCCUUGUUAUUGACAUAGACUGAAGAAUUCAAAACUACGUUAAAAGAAAGCAUGUAUACGUACAUAUAUUGCGUUUCAAUCUCUUCAUUGCUAAAGAGCUGGUAAUCUUUAAGAUCUACAUAGAUAUUUUAACGCAUAAGAAAACAGAGAACCAGUCUGAAGUUUCUUUACUUUCUUCACAUUUUGAGAUGAUGCCCUUUUAUUGUCCACUCCUCCUCUGAAUCUCUCUGCUUCAUCCUAAAAAAUAUUACCCUCUAAUGGUUCGAAUAACUAUUCAGUAAGAGCUUAUACACUUUCAAAAUAAUAACUACAAAUCGCUUGAUUAUUUUCAUGCUUUUACUUUUACUACCAGGCCUAAAAAAUGGGCUACUUCAACUGGAUGCGUCCAUAAAUCCAUCGGACAGAGUGAAGUAGGGUUGGUUGAGCAGUUAAAUAUGUGGUGGGUGUCAUGAGCGCCCUGACCACAUGCAGGUCAUUCGUUAGGGACGGCACGGUCUAUACGUGACUAGUAGGAACUUAGUUGUGCCAGAACUAAUCUUGUAUUCCUCGUCAGCUUUUCUUUCAUGUCUGCUAUGCGGUGGGCGACCUCCAAGGGCGACAUGCGCUAUUUCGCGACCGUGGAAUUUAUGGCUUAUCUAUGAAUGUCGUUCGAAGCUGCCGAAUUCGAGGUCUGAUCCAGUGGAUCCUGCACAUUUCUGCAAACGUUUUCCUCGUAACAACAAUGCAAUACAUAGCAGUGCUUUAUUUUGCUUAUCUUUGAAGUGAUCCGAAAACCUUGUAAAAAAAGAAGUUUAAAUCGUUAUCUACAAUUUUUUACUUUUAGAUCCUCUUUUAGGUAAUCCUGUAAAUACGAACAGUGCUUUCUUUUGCCGUUAUUUUAAAUGAUCCGAAAUGAGGUGAAGAUCGUUAACUACGACUCUUUAAAAGUAUUUUCAAGCUCUGAUGAAUGUAUAUGUGAAAUUCACCUAUAAGCACGAAGUAUGCUUAAACCAGUUACUUUAAAAGGAGAAUGUAUUUUUCAAUUUAAUACAAAGAAAUAUUUCCAAGUCUUUAGCGUUACUUUAUUAGAGUCACUAGUUUAAACUGAACCGACAAUAGUUAGUCUGGUAGGCUAAAACACUAACUAUUAACCUAUUAAACGCAUAUAUUCUAGGCCCAUAGUGCCACCUUUAUAUCGUUAAUCAUUUAUCAAUCUUGUUCUCGAAUAGGAAGCGACCAAUGAUGCCACCCGUCUAAAAUCUUUUGUGUUAUCAAUUAUAUUUGCUAAAAUUUAUUUUUUUUCUGUUAAAAAUCAUUAAGUAAAUUGCCGUCGGCAAAUAAGCAGUGCGAAUAACAAAUUUUUCAUGAAAUCUGUCAAAUAUUUAAAUCAAAGUUCCGACGCAAGAUCCACAACGUUAAAGUCUGAGCUUUUGUGUAAAGUGGAACAGCGAUUUUUAAGAGUACUUUGUAAAUUUCAGAGAUAGCAGCGAUAUUCUCAAUUUCCAUUCAUUAUUAGUUAAUUUCUAUUCAAUUUCCAACUGUUUAAGAAAAAUUAAAUAUGCACCUGUUUUGGAUCGGAGUAGGUCGAAAGUCGAAAUUAUUUUGUGGUCAUCUAGAGAUAGGUGCUUUGGUGUCAAUUUCCCUUUAUUUUCACCUUCUUUUCAUUUCCUAAUUGUGAAAGAAAUUCGGAAUAUGAAUCUCUUUUAAGUCCUAAUAGGUCAAAGGUCAAACUAAUUUUAUGGACAUUUCUAAAUUCUAUAAAAUAAGCUUAUUCGAGUCUAAGGCAACCCUCCAAUGGAACAAGUUUAUUUGAAUACUUAGACCAUAGAUAAUAGGCGUUAAGCAGGUUAAAAAUAAAAACAUACUAAAAAACAUGUGCCCAACACUGUGCGCAAUUGUUUAAAACAAAAUAAGAAAAAAUUGCGUUUUUUUUUAGAAAAAAAUACAAAAAAUUAUUUUAUACCAAAAAACAAAAACUGCGGUUUUUUAUUUUACAAACAAAUUAACAAGAUAGAAAAAAUAAAGAAGCAUUUGUUAACAAGAAGCCUUUAGUACAAACACCCACUCAUAGACAAUUAAUCAAUUAUAAUGACUUUGAAACAGACAACAAAACCACACACAUGAAAGCACACACGGAAACACACACACACACGUAUUUGUUCAUAUGUACACAUGUAUAAAAACAAAACUUUAUAAAAACAACAUUACAUUUGUUGUAAACAAUAAAAUAUUUCCAACUUACAGACAAAAUAAAAAAAUUUACUUGAAAAUUUUAACGGAAAAAAAAUUUUUUUAAAGAGCAAAGUUCUUAACUCUUAGUUUACGUUAUAGAGAAGAAGGGAAUAUAUCUCUUUGUUGCUCUUAAAAGGGGCAAUAAUUUCCCCUUAAAUAAAAAGCUUUUGCCACAAAUUCUCCUUAAUUUUAAAGUUUCAAAAAAAGCUGUUUUAUACCUCACAGGAACAACGAGAAAAGAACAUAAUUUUCUUAACAAAAAGCUUUCAAGUUUAUUUGUACUCUUUUGCUUUUUAACAAUAUUGUUAUCUCUUUCUAACUUAUUUGAUUUCAAUAAACCAACAAAGAGUGCAAUAUUUUUCUCUAAUUUACAGUGCAUUUCUUAGUGUAAUUGUGAGUGUGUGUGUUUGUGUGAAACAAAUGUGCGCUAAAUAUUUACUCAUUUCCUUACUGGUGCCUUAAAGAGAGUAUGAUUUCUCAUACUCUUGGCAAACUUUUGGUAACAUAAAAACUUUAAAGGAGGGCGCAUAUAAAUGGUUGACUUGUUUGUUUUGUCUGCUUUUGUUUUUGAUGAACUGCUGUCCAUCAAUUUCCACCAUCUGUUGUAAAUGUAAGAAAGAGAGAGAAAAUGUUUUUGAAACAAAAAUAUACACGCUGCAUUCAUUCAUUCAUUCACUCACUAACUAACUAACUGCAGAGUGAUGAAAUGCCAAAUCAUAAUGUUCGAUGCUACCAAUACACUGACAUGUUGCAAACGCUGGUUGUUGUUAUUUUCAUUUAUUUUUUUCCAAAGUUUCAACCCGUUAUAAUAAUAAACAACAACAACAACAGCAGCACACUGUCGUCAUGUACAAUAACAACUUACAGCCAUAAAGAAGAAAAUUGAGCAAAACAAGUUGAUAUAACGACAAAAACAACAACAACAAAACAGCAAAUCAAGUUUUAUACAAUAACAAGUAGCAAUUGCAAAAAAAGGGGUGUGGGUUAAAGAAAAACAAAAAAAUGAAAAAAAAAAUCUUUAAACAAAAAACUGUAUUUUUCUGUUGUUGUUGUUUUAUCUAAGUUUGAAAGUUAUGUGUGCUUUUUUGUUUUUUUAUCUGUUAAGGAAGAAAGUUAUUGUUUUUUAUGUGUGUGUGUGUUUUCCUUUUGAUUCCUUUUGGUUGUUGUGUGUUAAUUUAUGAGCGGCAUGUGUAACAUCGUUGAGUGAUAUAUUAAUUAUCCAAGGUGCAAAUAAAUAUUAUUUAUAAAAGUAAUAAAUACAAAAUAAUUACACAAGCCUGACAGUGAGGAAAAUAUAAAAUAUUUUAAAGUUUUUUAUUCCAUAUUCUGUGGUUUAUUUUAAAAGUUUUAAAAAAGACAUUUUCUAGGUUUAAUAAGUGAAUGAAUAGAAUAGUGGGAAAUAGCAGACCAUGUAAUAUCUUACACCUACUUCAAAAAUGUGGAUUAUUUUGUACUUACAUAUGUACUUAUUGUUGAUGAGAAAUAUAUUUUCUACAAGAGGGUUUAAGGCUUAAGCCCAUAUCAGUCCCAUCAGGCCUAUCCUUAUAAAUUUUAAUACAAAGUUAUUUAUGUAGAAUUUAAUCGUGUAUUUAGUGCUUCCAAGUGAAUUUUGAUCUUCAAUUCAUUUUCUAAAGGGCAGUUUGUAUGGGGCUUAGGGUCAUAUUAGACCCCAUCAUUACAAAAAUCGUCAUUAGGGGGGUUUGGGUCAAAUUAGACCCCAUUAUUACGAAAAGGUGCCGAGGAUCUGUUGAGUAGUAUAAAACUGAAAAAAAAUGAUUUUUGUUGACAUACUAGAACAUUUAACAUACAUUUGAACUCAAAAGUCCUAUUCGAGAGAUAAGGAAGUAUCUUAAAAUCUUAAUUGAGACCUGUCGAGCACAAAAUUAAACAUAGACACACAGACAGAUAUAGCUAAAUCGGCUCAGAAAGUCACGGAAGGACAGAUGGACAUAGCUAAAUCAAUUUAGAAAGUGAUUCUGAGUCAAUUAAUAUACUUUAAGGUGGGUGCAGGACCAAUAUUUUUGGAUGUUAACAACAACAGCACGAACUCAUAGUACCCUCCCCACUAUAGUGGUGUAGGGUAUUACAAUCUAGUAGAGUAGUCUAUUGACUACUCUAUUGACUAUUAUCUGAAUCUGUAAUUUAACCAGUCUUUGACUAUAUUAGACCUUUAACUAGUCGUUCGUGACUAGUCUAUUGUAAAUAGACUAGUCUCAGAGUGACAAGUCUAUAGAAAAGAUUACAGGCUAGGCUUUGGGCCAAACUAUAGUUUUUUAGAAUUAUCUUAAUCUGUCAUGGAUAGUGUAGCCCACAGACUAGUGAACUAGUAAUGUUGUGAGCCUCUGACUAGAUUAUACCAUGAACUAAUCGUUCGUGACAAGUCUAUAGACUAGAUUUUGGACUAGUCUCAAAGUGACCGCUCCAUAGAAUAGAUUACAGACUAGUAUUUGGGCUAGACUAUAAUCUACUAUAUUUACUCCUGGACUACACUGAUGUCUUUUUUUGUGAAGACUAUGCUCUAGUCUAUUAUCAACUUAAUUUAGUCUAUUGUCUACUUUAAUGUGUUGCUAUACUAGUUUAUUAUAAAGUCCAUAUAGUAUAUAUUAACUUGUCCAUAUAGUACUAUGAACUAGUGUCUAUUUACUAUUGUAGCCCUCUGAAUAGAUUACAACUUAAACUAAUCAUUCGUGACCAGUCUAUAGUCUAUAGACUAGAUUUUGUACUAGUCUCAGAGUGGCCAGUCUAUAGAAAAGUUUACAGACUAGUCUUUGAAUAAUUCUCAGAGUGACUAGUCUAUAUAAAAGUUAACAAACUGGUAUUAGGGCUAGGCUAUAGUCUACUCUAUUUACUAGCUCCUGGGCUAGUCUAUUGUCUACUUUUGGUGAACACUAUCGACAAGUCCAUUAUUAACUUAAUUUAGUCUAUUAUCUACUUUAACGUGUAGGUACUAGUAUAUUAUAAAGUCCAUUUAUUAUAUUGGAUGUCUUGUCUAUUGAAUCAUUUAUAUAUAAGUCUAUUGAAUAGUUUUUCUAGCAUAUUAAGUAGUCUAUAGACUGCUUCUUCGGCUAGUCUAGUUUCAGGUCUACUAUUCAAGACACGACUCUAUUAUCUAAUCCCAGUUUGAGUCUAUUGUCUAAUUUAUUGGCUUUUGGCUAUUCUAUGGGCGAGUCUACUCAUUGACUCAACAAAAGACCUUUCGCUUCCUUAAGCAAACAUUAGAACUGUAUAGGUGCCAGUAAUAAAAAUAAAGAUAUAAAGAGGGGAAAAAAACGUGUCCAAGGACCCAUAAAUAAACUAUUGUGGUGUCAUCAUUUGUGACUAUUUCGUAGCCAAUAGCAGUACUUAAGGCAAUAUAGACUAGACUAUAGACGUCUAGGAUGAAAAUACAAACACAAACACGUUUUGGUUUAGCUCGGAUAGAGCUUGUAGGAGUUAAGAUUGUAGAUAGUAAUUUGAUUCUUAUUGAGAAUAAUUGCUCAAAUUCACUUUCAAUAUUCUUCCAUCGAUGCACCUCAACAUAUGUGAGGACAGUUUUAUAUAUCGAAGAAUCUUAUUUUCGCGACCGGGAGAGGAUUUAGAAAGAUUUCUAACUGCUGUAUAAUAUAAAGCAAUUCCAGCAAACCACAUUUUUGUAUUUCUCGCAUGGUUACCAUUCGUUCCAAAUUCUUAACCAUAAACAACAUUUGAUUUUAUAAAAUAAAACUCCCAUGCGAAAUUUGAUUAAUAAAUUGUUUAUAAAAUUAAAUUUUGUUUAUGAAUUAGAGCGGUUAAAGUUUUUUUCUAAUAUUUAAAUUUAUUUUCAAAGAAUUUGUUUAAUUUAUAAAAACUAAAGCAAUUUUCGAUCAACUUUUAUUAUUCAUCAAAAUUUUUCCUUUAGAUUAAAAAAAACCCAAUCAAUAUCAUUUUAAAACAGAAACAUUAUAAAUUAAUAAAUUAUUAUAAAAAAAAUUGUGCCAAAAUAUUUUUUCGAAAAAUAAAACACUUAACAAAGUAUAC
This is a messenger RNA of Lucilia cuprina (Australian sheep blowfly), 13002 nucleotides long. It is a transcript of the gene tio, whose product is annotated as protein tiptop. Gene Ontology annotation, cellular component: nucleus. Lineage: Eukaryota; Metazoa; Arthropoda; Insecta; Diptera; Calliphoridae. The record is from RefSeq and is a predicted model, not a curated record. Gene Ontology annotation, molecular function: DNA binding; DNA-binding transcription factor activity, RNA polymerase II-specific. Bases 1010 to 4645 code for a protein of 1211 amino acids. Gene Ontology annotation, biological process: regulation of transcription by RNA polymerase II. The transcript has 2 exons.